CCUGCCACUGUCCGCACAUGACUGGCCUUUUCACCACGGACUAAGAACACGAUAUUUCGUUGCGACGAGUCGAUAUUUGCAUUUUCUAGCAAAAAGACGCGGUCUACGCCGUACUGUUGGAGUUCGGAGAACUUGACGAACAAGCCGACUGGACCCGCCAGCUCCUGACUGAUAACAAGGUUCUUCUUCCCGCGAGCCUACACGCCAUUAGAAGAAGCCUAGCAACGUGAAUGUGGUACUCACGCCUUCAAGCAGGGCCAGCAGAUCCCUGCGGGCCUUGUCUCUGCAGUGGUCGGCGUCUCCCAGGGGCGCCAUUGCUGAGGUGGCUGUGGCAGGCAGCAAACAAGACCCAAAAAUAACCAAAACUCGCGGGGAGGCGAAGGUGCCCGGUUAAGGACUAGCGCCACCACUGACGCUGAGUCAGCCGUAUCUGUCCUGUCACAUGCCUGCCACUUCCAUUGACUGCGUUCACAAUUUGGUAGUGUUAUUUUGGUCACCGGGUUACACCAGAACCACCGCCGGUCUCGACUGCCUGAAGCUCCCCUGAAGCGCCUUCAAUUUCUCGUUGAAACACAUUCUCUCCUUCGUCAUCCCCUCCUUAGACAAAACAAAGGCGAUACCUUCGAUCGAGUUGCCUUUUGCACUGUUCCUUUUCACUUGAUUUCCUCGACCUUCAAGUUCACCGUCACACCUCAACAUGGGUCUCUUCAAAAAGUCUGGCGACGACGGCGACGACUCUAACCGCCGAGCCCUGUUCGGCUCUCGAUCGAAGAACAAGAGCCCUGCGCAGGCAUCCAACCCUUACGCUCAACCAGCUCACAUCGACCCCUACACCAAGGCCAAGAUCCAAGCUGGCGUUGUGCCGCCCCCGGCCAAUUACCAGGGGGGCAACGGAUCCCCCGCCCCCGCGGGAGGACCCCACGCCAUUCCAUCCGAUAACAAGUACUCCGGCUACACGCCGAACCGCUACGGCAACCAGGGCGGAUAUGGCAGCGAUCGAUACGGUAGUGGGAGCGAAGGCGCUGGCGCCUCGCGCUACGGCACGGGUGGCUAUGGAGGAUUAGGCAGCGCCGAUCCCAAUGAUCCCGGUGCCGGCGAUGCUGCUCGCAGUGAACUUUUCGGCGGCGCUAAGGAUCGUGCGCAACAAAAUCAGGGCAGCGCACCGCCUCCCUACUCGCCGGGCCAGGAGGGUGGUCAGGGGGAUAACUACGGUGGCGGCAGCAAUGAGUACAGCAUGGCCACCUACCAGGACCGGCAACUCACAGCCGAGGAGGAGGAGGAAGAAAACGUUCAGGCUACCAAGCAAGAAAUGCGGUUCGUCAAGCAGGGCGAUGUGGCAUCUACGCGAAAUGCCCUUCGUGCUGCUGCAAUGGCUGAGGAGACCGGACGCACGACGCUCGCUCGUCUCGGUGCCCAGGGUGAGAUGAUCCACGGUGCGGAGAAGAACCUCGACAUGGCCGCGGUCGAGGGUCGUCUAGCCCAGGAGAAGGCGCGCGAAUUGAAGACCCUGAAUAAGAGCAUGUUCGCCGUCCACGUUUCCAACCCAUUCACCAGUGCCUCGCGCCGACGAGAACGUGACGAGCGCACUCUCAACACCCACCGCGAGGAACGUGACCUCCGCGACGGCACCCGCUCCGAAGCCUACCAGACAAACGCACGCAUGGAGAAGGUGUUCCGCGACAUUGACCGAGAGGCAGUCAAGCAAGGCAAGGGCAAGAAGGCUAGUGUCACCGAGCGCGCCAAGUAUCAGUUCGAGGCCGACAGUGAAGACGAGGCUAUGGAGGACGAGAUCGAGCAAAACUUGGAUCUCCUGAGCGGUGCCGCUGGCCGGCUGAACGGUCUUGCCAAGGCCACUGGCCGUGAGCUGGAUGAGCAGAAUAGACAUCUGGAGCGUAUCACAGGCAAGAGCGACUACGUCGACGAUCAAAUUGCCAUGAACCGGGCCAAGCUGGACCGUAUUCAUUAAUCUGGAUCCCCAGUAUACGGAGCUGGAAAAUGCCUGGUGCUGCGCAGCUCGUUAAUCAUCAUUUUACUUGUGAAUUGGCCUGUCAUUCAUGGAUAAAGAUCACCCCCUCGGCGUUUGGGCUCUCUACUUUCCCCCCUGCUGCGGUGUGAAACUAAAGCAGGAUCUUGAAUUUUGUAAUUUAGACUAUGGAUUUAGUAUCAUAAUUGCGACUUUUCUUUCUCGUCAUUCUUGUCUUUCCACC
Messenger RNA from Penicillium brasilianum, 2207 nucleotides. NCBI's taxonomy places the organism in Eukaryota, Fungi, Ascomycota, Eurotiomycetes, Eurotiales, Aspergillaceae. The record is from the annotation of a GenBank genome assembly.